AUGGCCCAAAACAAGAUUCUCUAUUCUGCAAAGCUCGACGAGAACAUGCGAAGAUCAGCCUACUUCAAGACGAACAAGAGAACCGUCAAAUCAAACAUCAUGCUGAAGUUUGUGAUGAAGGCAAUGGAUAUCAAGCUUCGGGGUGAAGCCGGUUUCACGACUACUCUUGAAGAUCCAAUUGAACUCUUGAAAUGUACUGAACAAUUCAUGAAGAAGAGUGCUGAUGCUGAGUAUGAUUUCUUGGAUUUCUGGGAAGCAAAUCAAAAGUUCUUUGCUAUGAAGCAAGGAACAACAGAAAAUUUGAUGCAUUUCAAGGAACGAUUCUUGAGACAGGCUGAAGUCCUGCAAGAUCUAUAUGGCGUGGCCUGGUUCCGAAAUUUUGCAGUCAAGACAAAAGCGUAUGCUGCUAUUGCUAGCACCAAUACUGCUGCUCAAAACAAGUUCAAGGAUGAUAUCUUUGAAGCCGUUCUUGCAACAGGAUUUCUGUGCAACUGCGAUCAAACGAGAACAGCUCCUCUGAUGAAAGCACAACGCAGCAGGCUGCAAAAGGCAAAGGCAGAUGACGAAUUCCGUUUGGCGUCUGCUGAAGUUGGUGCUCUCGGCCAUGCAGUCGCCAUGCAGCUGACGACAACAAGGAACUCGCAGGCAACAAAGUUGUGA
This is a messenger RNA of Cylindrotheca closterium, 660 nucleotides long. NCBI's taxonomy places the organism in Eukaryota, Bacillariophyta, Bacillariophyceae, Bacillariales, Bacillariaceae. The record is from the annotation of a GenBank genome assembly.